CUCAUCGAGUCCACGUCCACCUUCCUCGCCUCCUCCACCUCACGCCGGUCUCGCCGUUUCUUUCGACCAUUGUUCCUUUCGCGUGUGCGAUCGUGGCCUGCCAAGUGGUGUGGAUAGAUGGAGCGGCGCGGCCAUUGCCACGGCAAGCACCCGCCCCCGCUCCCGCCGCCGCGACGGGCGCGCGGGGAGCUCAGGCAGGCGUCCACCGGCUCCUUCUCGGCCUCGCUCCUGGACGCCAUCUACCGCUCUCUCGACGAGGGCGACGGCGCGGAUGCUGUUGACGCCGCGCGCUGGUCGGAGGAGAAGGCGGCGGCGGCGCGGUUCUGGUGGGCGAAGGAGGCGGCCAAACCGAGGAAGGUCCCGAGGGCGGACGGGGACAGGCGCCGGCGGGAGACGGCGGUUGUGCGCCCGCGCCACUCGGGGUACGCGUCGUCCACCACCUCCUCGUCGGACUCAUCGGCUAGCUACAGCAGUUUCUCCUGCUCGUCCGCGUCGACCACCGACACAAAGUCCACGCGCCGCCACCACAGACAGCCUCCGCCGCGGCCGUCGGAGGAAUCAGCUGUCGUUGAUGCGGUGGAGGCAGCCGUGCCACCUAACAGAAAAGGAAAGAAGAAGAGCAGACCGUGUUUCCCCGGAGCAAGGAUCCGACCAAGAGCCGCUGUGCAGUCGUCGUCGCCUGAGCCGUUGCCGCAGUCGCCGGCAACGUUCGCGUGCGUUCUCAAGGCUAUGUUCUCGUCAGCGCGUCUCCAAAGGAAGCCCAAGAAUCCCGUGGCCACCCCACCGACCCCAAUCUCACCUGCGCCACCGCCAACUCAGCCAUCGUGCAUGUCGGCGACGAGCAUCGAGAAAGUGCCGGAAGCGCCGGAGCGAAGGUCUGUGAGGUUUCGCCCGGACGCCGAGGCAUCAGUGGUGCGGCACAGGGUGGAGGAGCUGGUGCGGAGCCUCGAGGAGCUUGAGGAGGACGAGGAGGGGAGCGACUCGAGCUCCGACCUCUUCGAGCUGGAGAGCCUUCGCGGGGGCGCCGGCGGAGACGAGCUGCCCGUGUACGGCACGACCAGCCCCGUAGCCAACCGCGCCAUAGCCCAGGGGCAGCUUGUUGAGAUCAACGCCACUGUCAAGACAUCGUGAUUGCUCGUGUGUGAAUUUCUUGCAUGUUAAUAAUGCUGCAAUGUUUCGUUUCCAAAAAAAAAGAAUAAUGCUGCAGUAUGUUGUGUACUUUGCCUAUAUUUGAAGGUUGUUCGUUCCCUCAAAUCUGGUUUUAGCAAACUUGAUUAAAAAUAUAAAAUGAAGUUGCAUGCCGAUGCCACAGUGGGAGAGGAGUGAGACACGUCUGUGCUGAGGACUUGGCGAUGUUGUCGCAUCUGUGCCGAUGUUUUUAUAAUCAAAUUUUGAAGUUGAAAGGUUUUC
This is a messenger RNA of Phragmites australis (common reed), 1410 nucleotides long. RefSeq names its product protein BIG GRAIN 1-like. NCBI's taxonomy places the organism in Eukaryota, Viridiplantae, Streptophyta, Magnoliopsida, Poales, Poaceae. The record is from RefSeq and is a predicted model, not a curated record. The transcript has a single exon. The coding region runs from base 118 to 1131 and encodes 337 amino acids. Gene Ontology annotation, biological process: auxin-activated signaling pathway.